CGGUACCGGAUGUGACAGCCUAUUUAAUCGAAUCUAAUUAUUUACCACAUUUUGCGAAGUUAUUAACGGCUGAAGAAGAUAUCUUCAUGCAAGAAUACUUUUCCGCAAUACUCGUAAAGUUAUCCAAAGAUCCAUGCGGCAUAGCGCUAUUAGUAGAAUAUUGUUCAAAUAUGGAUUUUCUCUUUGAAAAGAUACAAUCUUCAGAUCCAGAUGUAAAAAAAAAUAACAUAGAGAUUCUAUAUAAUAUAAUGCAAGAUCCCGUAGGUGCAUAUAAAAUUUUGAAAUCUCAGCAGUUUAACUUUCCCUUGUUAUUUCAACAUUUUGAAUCAUCGUAUCCGGAGAUUCAGCAACAUGCGCUAAUUAUAGUUGCUACUAUAAUCGGGAUAAACAAAAAUGAAGAUGUACAAUCUUUAUUCUUCAAAGAAAACGGAGUUCAAACUUUAUUGAAUUUUUUAAAAAAUGAUGAGUGGAGUGAUUUACACGUUGAAGCUUUAAGAAUAUUAAAUCGAGCUGCUGAGAAUCCAUCAAUUACGAAUGAAUUUAUUAACAGUGAAGGUAUUCCACUAGUGUUAAACUACAUAGAAAACGCAGCGAGUUCUGAACUUUUUACAGAAGCUUUCAAAGUCAUUGCGCAUAUUACUAAUACUUCAGAUGGAAGAAAAAUUCUACAUUCACAUAAAGUGGUUGGAUAUUUAAUAGACACUUUAGAACGAUCAAUACAAUCUGAUAUAGUUGAAAUUAGUUGUCAUGCAAUUGGAAAAAUGACACUUUAUAAUCCCGCUGCGGAAGAAUUCGCAAGAAGGAAAUCCAUUGGAAUUAUUUUAGACGUACUGAAAAAAGAAAACUUACAAUGGUCCGCAAGACACACUGCAUGUUACGCACUCAAACAAUUAUUGACGAGCAAUAUUAGAAAUUGUGAUAUUUUUUUGAGUCUUCAUGGACAAGAUUAUCUGUUACAACUGGUGAAACAGUCUAAGAAACAAGUUCCCAUAGAAAUUUGCAUCAUAGCUCUUGAAGCUUUGAUUGUCGUAGCGCGUCAUUCAUCUCUUAGAAAUUCUUUAAUUAAUUUUGACACCAUCGACACAAUUUGCUUAUUUCUGGAGGUAAAAGCAGCAUUUGACUUGUUCAUAGAGAAUACUGAAUCUCGAGACCGAUGUUCACAAUAAUUAUUUCGAAAUAUUCAA
Odontomachus brunneus is the source of this 1184-nucleotide messenger RNA. Its product is annotated as armadillo repeat-containing protein 3-like. Bases 87 to 1166 code for a protein of 359 amino acids. The record is from RefSeq and is a predicted model, not a curated record. Lineage: Eukaryota; Metazoa; Arthropoda; Insecta; Hymenoptera; Formicidae. The transcript is spliced from 6 exons.